AUGACUGACCACAGCGAUGUUAACGACAGGAAUAGCUGGUCAUAUCCAGAUUUACAAUCACAACUAUCUGAACAACCGAGGACAUUUGUCUAUCAAACACAACCAUUUACGAUAAGCGAACAAUUGGCAGAGAAAAAGAAGAAAGAAAAGAAAUGUCACAGUAAUCGAAAGCUGCAACACUUCAAGCGCAAGUGUCGAGCCCGUGGUUUAACUGAAGAACAAAUUCAUGGUUUAAUUCAAACGAAACAUCACACAAUAUCCGAACCAUCUAUAAGUGUUCAAUUAACUACGUGCCGUCCAAAACAGUCAAAUAAACGGAAGAGAGACUUAUAUAAUAAAAAACUAUUAACAAAGAGGAAGAAGGCGAGAUAUAAUAGUAGGUCGUUAAGCAGUAAAGACAACACCAGUAGUUCAAAUAAACAUACUUGUACUGUAUACAAACAAUCAAAGUAUUUGAGGAUGCCACGAAAGCUAUUUCAACAUUCAUUACGUCUGCAGUUGAAGCAUCCACUGAAACGGAAAAAAGAACGACACUUCAUUGUAGAACGUCUUCAACUACUUGAUCAACAGUUCUAUCUCGAUCAUAUUCGAUCUCUCUAUCAAACUUAUUUUAAUCAAGGUCUUAAAUUUCAUAUGUGGUCUGAUGAUAUCCUCAAGAUUGCGCAAACAACAGAACGCAGUGUCAUCCAAAAGUAUCCCGAAGAGUACUUGAUAUUAUUACGAGACGAAAUCAGUCAAUGUACAACUGAAUUAGCAAUUCAAUCAUCAUCGUGUCCACUGACUUUAUCUUUACUGGAGAUUGUCGAUGCGCGACUGCAUGAAUUUGUUCGUCUGCAUCAUAUUGACUUAAUGAGGACGAUUCGUUUUCGAAUCAAUAAACUCAAAGACGAAGUUCAUGAAAAACAACUAUUUCAACACUUAUCUUACUAUUAUUUAAAUAAUGAUCAAUUUAAAGCAAUUUCUCGAUUGACCACUAUUCGCAAGAAACAAUUGAAGGUAUUCGAAGAACAAACCAUGCUUGAGCAACAAAUCUUAUGCCAUCGGCUACCAGAAUCUCACGACUCCAUAGUACCGAAUCUUGAUAUGAAAAAGCUUUCAAAAAAGCAUUGUAAAAUGGUACAAAAGCUAAAACGGUUGACAUUAAACUUAGAAUUACAGCGAUAUGAAGAGGACAUCCAUCGUUAUGAGCAGUUAUACCAAGAAGAAUUCAAUAAGCUUCAACAACAAAUUCUAAAUCCAACUUCAUCUGACUACAAACAUCAAAUAGAUAUCUUAAUGUACUCUGUCGAAUCCUAUCUAAAUAAUUAUAAGCAUAGACUUUUACGUCAAAUAAGACACAGAGAAGCAUAUUUUCAUACAAAUUUGAUCCGACAACGUCGUCGUCGACAAUCGUUCAUGAGAGAAAACAACAUUCAGGUGCAUCCACAAAUUAUUGUCGAUGUUCCAAAAUUCGUGAUACUCUCUUCGAUGACUGACCACAGCGAUGUUAACGACAGGAAUAGCUGGUCAUAUCCAGCUUUACAAUCACAACUAUCUGAACAACCGAGGACAUUUGUCUAUCAAACACAACCAUUUACGAUAAGCGAACAAUUGGCAGAGGAAAAGAAGAAAGAAAAGAAAUGUCAUGGUAAUCGAAAGCUGCAACACUUCAAGCGCAAGUGUCGAGCCCAUGGUUUAACUGAAGAACAAAUUCAGGGUUUAAUUCAAACGAAACAUCACACAAUAUCCGAACCAUCUAUAAGUGUUCAAUUAACUACGUGCCGUCCAAAACAGUCAAAUAAACGGAAGAGAGACUUAUAUAAUAAAAAACCAUUAACAAAGAGGAAGAAGGCGAGAUAUAAUAGUAGGUCGUUAAGCAGUAAAGACAACACCAGUAGUUCAAAUAAACAUACUUGUACUGUAUACAAACAAUCAAAGUAUUUGAGGAUGCCACGAAAGCUACUUCUACAUUCAUUACGUCUGCAGUUGAAGCAUCCACUGAAACGGAAAAAAGAACGACACUUCAUUGUAGAACGUCUCCAACUACUUGAUCAACAGUUCUAUCUCGAUCAUAUUCGAUGUCUCUAUCAAACUUAUUUUGAUCAAGGUCUUAAAUUUCAUAUGUGGCCUGACGGUAUCCUCAAGAUUGCGCAAAUAACAGAACGCACUGUCAUCCAAAAGUAUCUCGAAGAGUACUUGAUAUUAUUACGAGACAAAAUCAGUCAAUGUACAACUGAAUUAGCAACUCAAUCAUCACCGUGUCCACUGACUUUAUCUUUACUGAACAUUGUCGAUGUGCGACUGCAUGAAUUUGUUCGUCUGCAUCAUAUUGACUUAAUGAGGACGAUUCGUUUUCGAAUCAAUAAACUCAAAGACAAAAUUCAUGAAAAACAACUCUUUCAACACUUAUCUUACUAUUAUUUAAAUAAUGAUCAAUUUAAAGCAAUUUCUCGAUUGACCACUAUUCGCAAGGAACAAUUGAAAGUAUUCGACGAACAAACCAUGCUUGAGCAACAAAUCUUAUGCCAUCAGUUACCAGAAUCUCUCGACUCCAUACUACCGAAUCUUGAUAUGAAAAAGCUUUCACAAAAGCAUUGUAAGAUGGUACAAGAGCUAAAACGGUUCACAUUAAACUUAGAAUUACAGCGAUAUGAAGAGGACAUUCAUCGUUAUGAACAGUUAUACCAAGAAGAAUUCAAUAAACUUCAAGAACAAAUUCAAAAUCCAACUUCAUCUGACUACAAACAUCAAAUAGAUAUCUUAAUGUACUCUGUCGAAUCCUAUCUAAAUAAUUAUAAGCAUAGACUUUUACGUCAAAUAAGACACAGAGAAGCAUGUUUUCAUACAAAUUUGAUCCGACAACGUCGUCGUCUACAAUCGCUCAUGAGAGAAAACAACAUUCAGGCGCAUCCAUAA
Molecule: messenger RNA, 2895 nt
Organism: Adineta ricciae
Lineage: Eukaryota; Metazoa; Rotifera; Eurotatoria; Adinetida; Adinetidae
Source: the annotation of a GenBank genome assembly